AUGGCGUGGAGACAGCUGAAAAAGCGGGUCCAGGAUGCUGUGGCCAUUCUGGGGGGUGGAGGACUUCUCUUUGCCUCCUACCUGACAGCCACGGGGGAUGAGCAUUUUUAUGCCGAAUACCUGAUGCCAGCUCUGCAGAGGUUGCUGGACCCAGAGUCAGCCCACAGACUGGCUGUUCGCUUUACCUCCUUGGGAAUUCUUCCUCGAGCCACAUUCCAAGACUCUGACAUGCUGGAAGUGAGAGUUCUGGGCCAUAAAUUCCGAAAUCCAGUAGGGAUUGCUGCAGGAUUUGACAAGAAUGGGGAAGCUGUGGAUGGACUUUAUAAGAUGGGCUUUGGUUUUGUUGAGAUAGGAAGUGUGACUCCAAAGCCUCAGGAAGGAAACCCCAGGCCCAGAGUCUUCCGCCUCACUGAGGACCAAGCUGUCAUUAACAGAUACGGAUUUAACAGUCAGGGGCUCUCGGUGGUGGAACACAGGUUACGGGCCCGACAGCAGAAGCAGGCCAAGCUCACAGAAGGUAAAGUGGAGUUGCAGUAGGGGGCUUCUU
Carlito syrichta (Philippine tarsier) is the source of this 547-nucleotide messenger RNA. RefSeq names its product dihydroorotate dehydrogenase (quinone), mitochondrial. Gene Ontology annotation, cellular component: mitochondrial inner membrane; cytoplasm. Gene Ontology annotation, molecular function: dihydroorotate dehydrogenase activity. Bases 1 to 537 code for a protein of 178 amino acids. Gene Ontology annotation, biological process: pyrimidine ribonucleotide biosynthetic process; 'de novo' pyrimidine nucleobase biosynthetic process. Lineage: Eukaryota; Metazoa; Chordata; Mammalia; Primates; Tarsiidae. The record is from RefSeq and is a predicted model, not a curated record. The transcript is spliced from 4 exons.